Cladocopium goreaui is the source of this 1197-nucleotide messenger RNA. Lineage: Eukaryota; Dinophyceae; Suessiales; Symbiodiniaceae. The record is from the annotation of a GenBank genome assembly.
AUGGUGGCACAGACGGCUGGAUCUGAGAUGAAAUUUUCAACAAGCCUGGAGACAGAAUAUCCUAGCGGUUUGUGUCGCCAGUUAGCCAUUGCGUUUUUAGAGCAACUGCAGAAAACUGGCAAGAAUAUUUCACCCUCCACUGGUCAGAUCGAACAAGAACAGCGCAUGGGCGCAGGUUUGCAACCCAGAGGAGCCAGAGCUCCCUUGCUAGUCGGUGAUUUCAAGUUCAAAAUCGACAUCAAAACGACUGAUGUCGCAAUUCCAGCGUCCAUCGAGGACAACGUGCACAUUCCCUUCCAGGGCAUCCCCUUGCAUUCAAAAUUGAUUUCUUCUCGAAUGGUGACUGAAGAGGGGGAGAAUGGCGAGAAGAAGGCCCUAACGUUAGAACACCCUUUGGACAGCCCUCAUACAGUGGACAAGAGCAACCUGAAGGCUAUGGUGUUCAUUAGGGACCACACUAAGGCUGAGGUGUUGAAGUUCAGAGCCCAACAGCUGAGAAAGUAUACAGAAAGAGCGGCCCAGCUUUCCAGUGAGGAAAGCCAACUCAGAAACUCGCUGGAUCCCGAUGUCAGACGCGUGCUGGAGGGAAAGCGCUUGCUGUUAUUCAAAGAGAUGGCUGCCGAUGCCAAGGUUGGUGAUGAGCAUCUUUUUACUGAGUUAACUCAAGGUUUCAAGUUGACAGGUGUGAUGCCGGAGUCCAAGCAGUUCCCUGCGCCCCCGCUGAUCCUGUUUACAGACGGAGCUUGUGAGGAGGAUGGCCUAUGUGUGACUCAUGGGGCUGUGUGUUACGACCCCGAGUCCAACCAAGCCUUGAUGUUUGGUGACCAUGUACCAGCUUGUUGGACAGCGAAGUGGCGCACAGAAGGAAAGAAGCAAUUGAUCUGUCAGGCAGAACUGUUCCCAGUCCUUGUCGCAAAGAAAACCUGGAGUCAUUUGAUAUCAGGACGUGCUGUCCUCUGGUUCAUUGACAAUAAUUCCUCUCUUGCUGCAGUCAUUCGCUCUUAUUCACCUGUGCUCGAAAACUACGAACUCUUAGUCAUCAACGCAAAGUUGGACGUUGAUCUACAGGCAAUGCACUGGUACACCCGAGUGCCUUCGAAGUCGAAUUUGAGCGAUGACCCAUCUCGUUUGCAAUUCUCUGAACUUGAAGCAAAGGGCUUCAAACGCUGCUCACCACGCUACGAUCUCACGAAAUAA